This is a messenger RNA of Esox lucius (northern pike), 2834 nucleotides long. It is a transcript of the gene wnt9b, whose product is annotated as wingless-type MMTV integration site family, member 9B. The record is from RefSeq and is a predicted model, not a curated record. Gene Ontology annotation, molecular function: frizzled binding; cytokine activity. Gene Ontology annotation, cellular component: extracellular region. Lineage: Eukaryota; Metazoa; Chordata; Actinopteri; Esociformes; Esocidae. Bases 117 to 1184 code for a protein of 355 amino acids. The transcript is spliced from 4 exons. Gene Ontology annotation, biological process: canonical Wnt signaling pathway; neuron differentiation; multicellular organism development.
GCCUGCCGCAGUGGAGUGAAGUUUGUGUGGGCCACUUAAGGAGGUGCGCCCGCCAGACGGCACAGACUUUCCCAGUGUAGAAUCAGCGAGAUGAAGAGCAGCGUCGACCCGUCAUCAUGUGCUCCAGGCUCCCAAGGACCGCCUGCCUGCUGCGACUCAUUGCGCUCUGCAUCCUCCUCUCGCACACUGCAGCAUAUUUCGGGCUGACAGGCCGGGAACCCUUGGUCUUAAUGCCUGCCCCCUUCGCUAAUGAACCGCCAACGGGAAAGGCUCACCUGAAGCAAUGCGAGCAGAUGACCCUGACCCGUAAGCAGAAACGACUGUGUCGCCGCGAGCCAGGUUUGGCGGAGACGCUGCGUGAGUCAGUGCGACUCAGCCUCUUGGAGUGCCGCUAUCAAUUCCGGAACGAGCGCUGGAACUGUAGCCUGGACGGCCGCGGGAGUCUUCUAAAAAGAGGCUUCAAGGAGACAGCUUUUCUUCUUGCAGUGUCUUCAGCGGCAUUGUCGCACGCGCUAGCGAAGGCCUGUAGCUCUGGUCGAAUGGAGAGGUGCACAUGCGAUGACUCCCCCGGCAUACAGCACCGCGAGGCCUGGCAGUGGGGGGUCUGCGGGGACAACCUGAAAUACAGCACCAAAUUUCUCAAGAAGUUCCUGGGCCAGAAGAAGGUCAGCAAAGACCUGAGGGCGCAGAUCGACUCCCACAACAUCAACGUUGGAAUCCGGGCGGUGAAGAGCGGCCUGAAGACUACCUGCAAGUGUCACGGUGUCUCCGGUUCCUGUGCUGUGCGAACCUGCUGGAAGCAGUUGUCCCCGUUCCACGACACCGGGCGCCUGCUCAAGUUCCGCUACGACACGGCGGCACGCGUCCUGAGCGUCACCAACGUGGCCACCGGGGAGACGGAGCUAGCGGGGUCCCGGCGCCAUGGCCAGAGCCCCCGCCCCACCGACCUGGUGUUCCUGGAGGACUCCCCCAGCUUCUGCAGGCCUUCGCGCUACUCCCCCGGCACAGCCGGGCGCUCCUGCGCCAAGGACACCAGCUGCCAGAGCCUGUGCUGCGGGCGCGGUUACAACACGGCCGUGCACCUCACCAGCCUGUCCUGCCACUGCCAGGUGCGCUGGUGCUGCCAUGUGGAGUGUCAAACCUGCGUCAGGGAGGAGGAAGUGUACACGUGCAAGAAACACUGAAAUGGGUGUGAGGCUGAGAGCAAAAACGGCAACAUACUGAGAGGACAUUUGAAUCAGCGGGACUGGAGCCACUAGGAGGGACAUAACUAAAUUAUGGGGUGUGACUUUUAAACAUGCCCUUCCGAACUCUGAACUGUUCUUGGAGGCAUGGAGAUGGAACACGAUGAUGUACUGUUGUUUGCCACUUUUCUGGACUUGAACAUGGGCUUCCUCCUCAGAUGAGGCGGUGUCAUGACCACGUUCCGCUUUGCUCCAGCUGAAUGCACUGAAAUCACAGACCUUAAGUGAGCAGAGGCUUGGCCUGUCGGACAGUCAGAUUAUGGGAAGUGAAUGACGACAUCAUCUGGAUGUGAGCCAUGACCGUUCAAGUGGUCCUGUCCUCUUAUCUGUCUGUUCUUUAAUGAGUUAGUCUAACUACUACUUUAUGGUGUAGAGUUUAUAUCAAGAUUCAGAGCAUUUCCAAAGCAGCACAAAAUGCCAAAAAGGAGUUUAGUCCCCGUUGCCUGUCUGUCGGCCUGUCUGUCAGUCUGUCUGUCAGCCUGUCUGUGUCACUAUCUGUCUGCCUGUUUUCCUGCAUGUUUGUCCGUCUGUCUAACAUCUGGCGGUCUGUCAGCCUGCCUGUCUUUCUGUCUGUCUCAUUUUCACUGUGAUUGUCUCUUUAUUUUCUGUGAGAGCCAUCUAAGGGUUUGUUUAUUCUCAUGGAAAAAUGAAGCACUUAUGUCAGCUAUGUUAUUAUAGUACUUUAUGCCUAUGCUUUGAGGUGAGAAACAAAUCUUAGUCAUCGCUGAUAUCCACUAACCACCUUGAAAAAAAAGUCUAAUUAAAUCACUGGAUGUCUGAACAUGGAAUGUUAGUACAGCUUGCCUAUAAUCAGAACUAGUUAGUAUGUCUUUUAUUACUCGGUGCAGUCAUAAGGUUACUGUGUGGUAAAAUAGACCUGUUGCCUCUUGUGGGAAUAUAUACCAUAUGCUACUGUUCAUGUUUUACAUUUAUAUAUGGGGUUUCGAAAACAUUCAAAGGAAAUGCACUCAAACUAAAGGAAAAACCGAACAGAGUCCAUGAAAACAAUGUUGUAAAGAGCGCACCAAUCAUUUGCUCUAUUUUGGAUUUGUAAGUGGGAUAUGUCUGCCCAUACUGUUCGGUGCUUUCAACUGUGUGACCAAAUCAAACAGUUUUCUAAUCCAGGCACAUCCUUGUUUCCUGAUACCUAUGAAAUGGCCCAAUCAUGUUGCUUAUUUUCUCAAUAACCAAUCACAGAAAAUAGCAGUGUUUUACUGAGUCAUUCCUCCAGACCUCUCUGUGUGUCUGUGGGUUAGUGUUGUAGGUGUAUGUCUGCCUCAAGGGGCCUGUAGACACCUAUUUAUGUUUAAAAUGUGUGUAUAAUCCUUUCAGUUCCCAGUGCCAGUGUAUAUUGUGUGUUAAUGUAGAGGUAUGCAGUUAAAGCACAUGGAUAUAACUGAUGUCAGGUCUCACAGUGGUCAGUAGAAUCUUAUCUCUACCUCAUCUGGUCUUUGGGCAACUAUCAUAAUGAUUUAUUUGCCUUGCAAAUAGUCCUUAGUGUUUGUCAUGAAACUAAGUCAAAUUUAUAGAUCAUUGUACCAUUCCUUAACUGGGUCAUAUACUGUAACGCUCUUCUUUUUUUUUUUACAU